CUGCUACUGCAAGUACUACUACAUCUGCUACUGCAAGUACUACUACAUCUGCUACUGCAAGUAUUACUACAUCUGGUACUGCAUCAGGACCGACACAGCAGAGACUUCCAACGAGUCCAUCACACCGACGCCAGGAUGUUUGGGGGCGUGUCCGGGCGGAUCCAGAAGGACCGUCAGAGGGCUGGAGGUCUUGGUUCAGUCCAGCAGGCGGUUCACUACAUGAACCAGGACUUCCAGGUCCUGAUGGAGGACUGCCUGCAGAAUGGUUCCCUGUUCCAGGACCCGAUGUUCCCAGCAGAACCGUCUUCACUGGGCUUCAAGGAACUCGGACCAUUCACCGCCAAGACCAGAGGGGUGGAGUGGAAGAGGCCAACGGAGCUGACAGAGGACCCUCAGUUCAUUGUGGGCGGGGCCACUAGGACGGACAUCUGUCAGGGAGCUCUGGGAGACUGUUGGCUGCUCGCUGCCAUUGGCUCUCUGACUCUGAACCAACGUCUGCUGCACCGCGUCGUUCCUCACGGUCAGAGCUUCAGCCAACCAUACGCCGGCAUCUUCCACUUCCAGUUCUGGCAGUUCGGGGAGUGGGUGGACGUGGUGAUCGAUGAUCGUCUGCCGGUCAAAGACGGAGAGCUGAUGUUCGUCCACUCGGCCGAAGGCAGCGAGUUCUGGAGCGCCCUGCUGGAGAAGGCCUACGCCAAGUUGAGCGGCUCGUAUGAGGCCUUGUCCGGCGGCAGCACCACCGAAGGCUUCGAGGAUUUUACCGGCGGCGUGGCAGAGAUGUACGAUCUGAAGAACGCUCCCGGAGAUCUUCAUCGUAUCAUCAUCAAAGCUCUGGAGAGAGGCUCCCUGCUGGGCUGCUCCAUCGAUAUCACCAGCGCCCUCGACAUGGAGUCUGUGACCUUUAAGAAGCUGGUCAAAGGCCACGCCUACUCUGUGACUGGACUCAGACAGGUGGAGCACCGCGGGCGGCAGGAGCGUCUGAUCCGGAUCAGGAACCCCUGGGGUCAGGUGGAGUGGACCGGCGCCUGGAGCGACAGCUCCUCAGAGUGGAACGCCAUCGACUCGGCAGAGAAGGACGACAUGCUCUGUAAGAUGGAGGACGGGGAGUUCUGGAUGUCGUUCCAGGAGUUCCUGCGUCAGUUCUCCAGGUUGGAGAUCUGUAACCUGACCCCGGACGCCCUCAGUCAGGACUCCACCAGCUUCUGGACCACGGUGAUGUUUGAAGGGGGCUGGAGGCGGGGGAGCAGCGCCGGCGGCUGCAGGAACCAUCCCAACACGUUCUGGAUCAACCCUCAGUAUAAGAUCUCCCUGCUGGAGGAGGAUGACGACCCUGAGGACGAGGAGGCCUCCUGCAGCCUCCUGGUGGCGCUGAUGCAGAAAGACCGCCGCCGCUACCGCAGCCACGGACAGGACAUGCACACCAUCGGCUUCGCUAUCUACGAGAUCCCUGACGAGCUACAGGGACAUCCCAGUGUCCACAUGAAGAAGGAGUUCUUCCUGCGUCACUCGUCCUGCGCUCGCUCCGAGUCCUUCAUCAACCUGAGAGAGGUGAGCAACAGGCUCCGCCUCCCGCCAGGCGAGUACCUGAUUGUCCCGUCGACCUUUGAACCCUCAAAGGAAGCGGACUUCGUCCUGAGGGUGUUCACUGAGAAGCAGUGUGAGACCAGGGAGAUGGACGACGACGUGGAGGGAACCUUCGACCCGGAGGAGGAAAUAUCAGAGAGCGACAUCGAUGAUUCCUUCAGGUCGAUGUUCACUCAGCUGUCAGGAGACGACAUGGAGAUCUCCGUCCGGGAACUCCGAACCAUCCUGAACCGAGUCGUCUCCAAACACAGAGACCUGCAGACGGAUGGUUUCAGUAUGGAGUCCUGCAGAGCCAUGGUCGGCCUCAUGGACAAAGACGGCAGCGCUCGACUCGGUCUGCUCGAGUUUCAGAUUCUCUGGAACAAGAUCAGGAAGUGGCUGGGAAUCUUCAGAGAGUUUGAUCUGGAUAAAUCCGGAUGUAUGAGUUCCUACGAGAUGCGUCUGGCUCUGGAAAAUGGAGGGUUCAAACUCAACAACAAGCUGUACCAGAUGCUGGUCGCUCGAUACGCCGACAACGAGGUCAUCGACUUCGACAACUUCACCUGCUGCCUGGUGAAGCUGGAGGCCAUGUUCAGAACUUUCCAGGAGCUGAACAAGGACGGAACUGGACAAGUGGAAGUCAACGUCAUUGAGUGGCUGCUGUUGACCAUGUGUGGAUGAAACUACUUCCUGCUGCCGAACUUCAAAAUGCCUCCGACAGGAAGAACAACUCAAAAGCAACGACAAACACCUGCAGUACGGCUGUAGUACCACUGUAGUACUACAUAUUCACAGUACUGACACAUAAUCACUGUUAACUCCCAGCUGCUGCAUUUACUCUAAGAUAGAGGGCGCUACAGCCUCGACAAUAUGGCCUUUGCAUUUAUAUAUUCAUGUAUCGACUGAUAUGACAGAAGUGCCAUCUUCCACUGCUCCCCCUGCAGGUGAGGAGGACUGAAGGGCAGCCUGUAAGUCAGAGCUCAGGGUUUUAUUAUUAUUUAUUAACAGGUCAGUGAAAGCCUCAUGAGGAGGACGUGUUCAGGAUAGAUAGAUUAUAGAUGAUAGAUGUACUUUAUUGAUCCCUAUUUGGGAAACGAUUGUGUCCCAGCAGCAUGUAACGGGCCCUGCACAUGGAACCAAAGACUAAAUACUAAAGAGACAAGUGCAGAACUGCAGUAGAUGUUUGAAAAGUAAAGUUAGAACAUGACAGCAAUGAUUUCACCUCAAAGAAACACGGACGACAUGUCAGCUUCAUGUUUUCAAUUAUUAAAGUAA
Messenger RNA from Pleuronectes platessa (European plaice), 2838 nucleotides. Its product is annotated as calpain-1 catalytic subunit. Gene Ontology annotation, cellular component: cytoplasm. The record is from RefSeq and is a predicted model, not a curated record. Gene Ontology annotation, molecular function: calcium-dependent cysteine-type endopeptidase activity; calcium ion binding. The transcript has 23 exons. The coding region runs from base 136 to 2244 and encodes 702 amino acids. Gene Ontology annotation, biological process: proteolysis. Lineage: Eukaryota; Metazoa; Chordata; Actinopteri; Pleuronectiformes; Pleuronectidae.